AUGCCUGAACAUCGGGUGGAGUGGACAGACGUAAAGGGAGCCCAGGAUGUAAAGGACGCCCUGAAGGAAUGCAUCCUGCUGCCCCUCAAAUUCCCCGCCUUGUUCAAGGGCGUGCGGGUCCCACACAGAGGAGUUCUGUUGCUAGGGGCUCCAGGAACCGGAAAGACGCUUCUUGCGCGUGCUCUUCAGACGGAGGCCGGAAGAGACGUCUCCUGCUUCUACGUUCACGCAUGGGACCUUCUCGGAAAGUACUCAGGUGAUCCGGAAGAGAAAUUGCGGGCUCUAUUUUCGGCAGCCCAGUCCCGGGAGCUGGCCAUCAUAUUUCUGGACGAUAUUGAGGUGAUCGGCUCAGACUCGGAGAACGACCGGAACAGGAGGGCAUGCAAUGAAAUGUUGAUCGGCUUUUCACAGCUCCAAAACUAUGUGUUUGUGGUAGGCCUCACCCAUGCGCCCUGGGCCAUUAACCUGGCGUUGUUGAAGCGAUUCAGCAAACGGCUUUAUAUGCCUCUUCCUGACACGGACGCACGGACGGAUAUACUGGGCGCCCAGCUCCGCUCCAUGGACCACACGCUCAGGGAGGAGCACCUCCGGAGCCUUAGUUCCCGGUGCGCGGGGUUCAGCGGGUCCGACCUCGUAGUGCUUGUGCGUGAUGUCGCCAUGGAACCCGUCCGCAGGCUCCAGGCCGCCACAUACUUCAAAAAGGUGACAUUACAGUCAUGA
Messenger RNA from Mya arenaria, 720 nucleotides. RefSeq names its product vacuolar protein sorting-associated protein 4-like. Bases 1 to 720 code for a protein of 239 amino acids. Gene Ontology annotation, molecular function: ATP binding; ATP hydrolysis activity. The transcript is spliced from 5 exons. Lineage: Eukaryota; Metazoa; Mollusca; Bivalvia; Myida; Myidae. The record is from RefSeq and is a predicted model, not a curated record. Gene Ontology annotation, biological process: endosomal transport; vacuole organization.